Molecule: messenger RNA, 1063 nt
Organism: Quercus robur (English oak)
Lineage: Eukaryota; Viridiplantae; Streptophyta; Magnoliopsida; Fagales; Fagaceae
Product: peroxisomal membrane protein PMP22
Exons: 7
Coding region: 315-875 (186 amino acids)
Cellular component (GO): membrane; cytoplasm
Source: RefSeq, a predicted model, not a curated record
UGGAUUUGAAGUUUAAAGUCUGAACCUUUGGUCUUCGUCUUCCACCAUUGCUUUUCUAUUCUAUUCUAUUCUUGGGUUGAGGUUGAAUAAUAAUCUUCCUCUUCAAAGCUGUCUUCACUUCGCCACCUAACAUUACUAUGAAUUGAAGGACAUUGUUUAGGAUUAGGACAAUCCUAUCCCACUAUUUUUAGUGUCCUUCAAUUCAUAUCUAUCCAAUCCCAUUUCCUUUUAUUAAUUCAUUCUCUCUCUCUCUCUCUCUCUCUCUCUCCUAAUACCAAAACCCAGAUAGAUAGAGUUGACGUUGAUAAAACACCAUGUCUGACAUUGUCACCGUCGCUUGGAAGAAAUAUCUUCUGCAGCUUCAACAUCAUCCUCUCAGAACCAAGGCAAUUACAGCUGGGGUUUUAGCUGGAUGUAGUGAUGCAGUUGCUCAAAAGAUUGCUGGGGUCAAUAAGCUUCAAUUGAAAAGAUCACUUCUUCUCAUGAUCUAUGGAUUUGCAUAUUCAGGACCUUUUGGGCAUUUUCUCCACAAAUUGAUGGAACAAAUUUUCAAAGGGAAGAAGGGCAACGAAACUGUUGCCAAGAAGGUAAUACUAGAACAGUUAACAACUUCUCCUUGGAACAACUUUUUCUUCUUGCUGUACUAUGGCUUGGUAGUUGAAGGAAGACCAUGGGCUUUAGUGAAGAAUAAAGUUAGAAAGGACUACCCCACUAUUCAGUUGACUGCGUGGAAGUUUUGGCCUAUAAUUGGUUGGAUUAAUUACCAGUACAUGCCUGUGCAAUUCCGUGUUAUAUUUCACAGCUUUGUUGGCUCAUGCUGGUCUAUCUUCCUGAAUCUGAAAGCACGUUCUGUUGCAACAAUUAAGAAGGACUAGAACGGAGAAACUUCUUUUUUUUUUUUCUUUUUCUUCGUUUUCUUCCCAAAAUGCUUCCCUGAAUUACUUUUCCAUGGUAUAAUUUGCUUGUUGUGCUAGUAGUAUUGAAGUUCCCAUUUGUGCUUGAAUACCAUCUGAACUUUUGUGAUGAGUAGUACAAUACUGGGUUGAUUGCCUUUUUAAGAAUA